Messenger RNA from Sardina pilchardus (European sardine), 2235 nucleotides. It is a transcript of the gene nup85, whose product is annotated as nucleoporin 85. Gene Ontology annotation, biological process: positive regulation of DNA-templated transcription; protein import into nucleus; mRNA export from nucleus. The coding region runs from base 125 to 2086 and encodes 653 amino acids. Gene Ontology annotation, molecular function: structural constituent of nuclear pore. Gene Ontology annotation, cellular component: nuclear pore outer ring. The transcript has 19 exons. The record is from RefSeq and is a predicted model, not a curated record. NCBI's taxonomy places the organism in Eukaryota, Metazoa, Chordata, Actinopteri, Clupeiformes, Clupeidae.
ACUAGGGGUCUUUCUCGAGGCGGCUAGUUCGUGAGCGGUGAAUGCAGUGAACUUGACAUAAUUCUUGGCCAUUCGCAUUGCAAGAGAUCUCAUCUCGCAAAUAUUUUAAAACAAUUUUGACUAAAUGGAGGAGGUAGAUGUUGAGCCAACAACUACUUUAAUCCCAGGAAUAAACUCGAAAGAAAACCACGUUGGCUUCGUAUGGGGACCCGGAGACAUCCUAGUUUACGAGACAAGUCACAAAGCCGCAGGUAGACAACCAGUGGGACCGAGUUGUCCAGACGUACAGGUAGUAAGGAAAGAUGAAGACAUAUAUUCUCCAAUUUUGCGCAAACUCUUCAAUGAGUCCCAUCACAUCUUUGUUGGACUUCAGAAUAUCAGAGAUGAUUUGCCCAGCAAGAACAAAAAGCCGCAGUUUGUCAGUAUCAGCAAAAACUACAGGUCUGUUAUAAGAGCAUGCAUGGAAGAGCUCCAACAAAUCGCAGUGUCAACACGAGAUCCUGCACUAGCAGCACAGUAUGGCAACCAGGUAUCUAUUCUUUUGGCCGUGGAGCUAAUCUGGAACCUCUGUGAGGUGCUCUUCAUUGACGCUGCUCCAGCUGGCUCCUUGCUGCUCCACCUGCUGGACUGGGUACGGCUCCACAAGGCAGAGGUGGACGAGAAGGCUCAGGACGUCCUGCGUUGUGAGAGUCCCACACGCCACCAGUUUUUCUGGGAUGUGGUGAUCAGUUUUGUGCUGCAGGGGAGGAUGGAGGAGGCUCGGUCUAUGCUGGCCAAACAGGCCGUGCUGCAGCCUGCUGCACAGACCACGUUCAAGCGCAUGGACAACCUACUCCAGAGGAUGCCCAUUUACAAUUCCAACGGCACACAGACGCUGACAGAGUUUGAGGUGAAGUGGAGACAAUGGCAUGAGGAGUGUGACGCCUGCCUUCAGGACAACUCCUUCGCCAGCAACCCACACCUGGAGACCAUCUGUAAGAUCCUGGUGGGUGACGACGACACUCUUCUGGAGCACAAGGAGCUGCUGAGCACCUGGUAUCACUAUGUGGUGACCAGACUACUCUAUACUCACCCCACAGUCAAGCCCAUCGACCUACACUACUACGCGCAGAUGUGCAUGGACCGGUUCCUGGACUCCCGAAGUCCCCCUGAGCCCCUCGACAGCAUUCUUCUGGCAGCUUUUGAAUUUGACCUUCACCAAGUCAUCAAAGACUGCAGCAUUGCUCUCAACAACUGGUGGUUUGUGGCCCAUUUAACUGACCUGUUGGAUCACUGCAAGCUGCUGCAGUCCCAUAAUCUUCACUUUGGCUCAAACCUGCGCGAGUUCCUGCUUCUGGAGUACGCCUCGGGUCUGUUCACACAUCACAGUCUGUGGCAGCUGGCUGUGGACUACUUUGACCACUGCCAGGGUUUCGGACGGGUGUACCUGGAGCUGCUGAUCGAGCGCGUGCCCCUGGACACGGAGCGGAAGGCUCUGAAGGUGCUGCGGAUCUGUGAGAAGAGGCAGAUGAACGAACAGGUGCGCAGCAUCUGUAAGAUUAUGGCCAAGCGGGCGCUCCGGAACAACCGCCUGGGCUCCGCCCUCUCCUGGAGCAUCCGUGCCAAAGAUGCUGCUUUCGCCACACUCAUCUCAGAAAGGUUCCUUCAGGACUACUGCUCCCGCGGAACCUUCUCUGACCUGGACCUGAUUGACAACCUGGGGCCGGCCAUGCUACUGAGCGACAGACUCACCUUCCUUGGUAAAUACCGGGAGUUCCACAGGCUGUAUGGAGAGAAGCGCUUCACAGAGGCUGCCAAGCUCCUGCUAUCCCUCAUGACUGCUAAGAUUGCCCCACAGAGCUUCUGGAUGACCUUGCUUAUCGACGCACUGCCACUGCUUGAACAGAAAGAGGUGAUCUUCUCAGUGGAACAAACACAUGAACUGAUGUUCUGCUUGGAGGAGCUGACCUCUGGAAAGGCCCCACCAAACCCUGACCGACCCAUGCAGGAUGAAGACCUUGAGACGACAAAGAUUGAACUCCUCAGACUGGCGUUGGCUCGGAAUCUCGCCAUGGCGAUUGUGAAGGAGGGCACCGUGGAAGUUUGAGACUUGCUGGAGUUGAGACUUAACUGUGUUUAUUAUUUGUAUGUUUGACAUUUUGUACUUUGUGUGUGUAUAUAUAUAUAAUAAGGGCUGAAAUGGAAUCUUCGAUUCCUUGAUAAUAAAAUGUACCUAGUUUGUACACAUUUGUAAGA